Messenger RNA from Acanthosepion pharaonis, 615 nucleotides. The record is from the annotation of a GenBank genome assembly. NCBI's taxonomy places the organism in Eukaryota, Metazoa, Mollusca, Cephalopoda, Sepiida, Sepiidae.
AUGUUUCGAUUUAGUUCCUUCCAUCCUUCCUAUCUAUCUAUCUAUCUAUCUCAAUCUGUUCCAAUAUGUUCACAUCUAUCUAUCUAUCUAUUGAUUAAUAAAUCGGCACAUGUCUUUUUUAUAUCUGAGGCUAAUGCAUCCAUCUACAUGACAAUCUAUCUAUCUAUCUAUCUAUCUAUCUAUCUAUCUAUCUAUCUAUCUAUCUAUCAGCGUGUUAAUUUCUUUCUUUCUUUCUUUCUUUCUUUAUUUUUAUCUAUCUAUCAGCGUGUUCAUAUCUAUCUAUCUAUCUAUCUAUCUAUCUGUCUGUCUUCGCAGCUGCUUUCAAUCUCUCUCUAUCUCUUUCUUAAACUUUCUCUCUCACUCUCUCUCUCUUUCUCUCUCUCUCUCUGCUUUGUCCCGUCUCUCUCUCUCUCUCCAACUCUCUCUCACCGACACAGUCGCUUCCACUCUGUUACCUACUCUAUCUCUCUGUCUCCUCACUCUGUAACACACCGUCUCUCCUCACUCUCACUCUCCAACUCUCUCUCUCUCUCUCUCUCUGCUUUUCUUCUCAACUUUCUUGUUUAUUGGGUCUCAUUCUUUUUUUUCCUGCUGCUACUGAGAUCUAUUUUUUAG